AUGCCGGACCUCAACGCGCACGGUCUUGACCCGAACUGGGUCGAGCCGGACGACCUUCAGGUGCAAAGUUUCUUCAACACUCUGCACGAGAGGUAUGUCACUGAAGAGCCGCAGCUCAUUCAGGACACCUCACCGGCAGAGUUGGACUACAUGGCCACGAGGGUGGCGGAGGCGCAACGCGCCGCAGAAGAGGCGGCGCUUGCCGAGGCGGCCGGCAGCGCCGGCGGCGUAGAGGACAAGGCCGUGACGACUGCGGAGGAGGAGGAGCUCGCCAGGUGGGCACGAGCCGCUGUGGAGGUCAGCAACGCCAGCACCGGGGCUCCUCUAGUCGAGGACGCAGGCGACGGGCCGUCGGGGGAGGAGGAGGAGGACGGGGCCGGCAACCCUUCGGCCCCAAGGAGGAGGCGACUGCGCCGGGCUACUUCUAGCGGCCCGGUACGCCCUGUUGAGGCCGCGCGGCGGCCUAGAUCUCCGGUGGAGCCCGUGCGCCAGGCGAAGGCCGCGGCGGCGAAGAAGGUGGUGAAAGCCGCGGUGGCGAUGAGGAAGGCAUCCGCUUCCUCUUCGUCCAAGCACGUGCAGACCCCGCCUUCCUCUCCUCCUCUGGCGAGCACCGGCGGGAGGGCUGAAUUCAAGUUUGGGACCCUCAGCCCGCCGAGGAAGAGGAAAGCGGCAGAAGAGAAGGUGGAUCAUGAGGACGUGGAGACGCUGGCCCAGAGGGUAAAGAGGGCCAAAGCCUCGGCGAGCGGCCAGCACCCGGCUGGUACUUCAGGGGCACCGCUGGUGGUGCUGAGCAGCCCAGACAGCAGCCCCCGGCACAGCCCCCAGCGUAAGUUCUUGAUCCCCCCUCGUCGACAUGUGUUAGAGGUACGACGCCCCGGCGCUGACCUUGCCGGGUGCGCAGGAGGAGAGCAGCGGCAAGAGGAGCCACAGAGUGCCACCCCUAACGCGCCGCCCCUGUCAACCACAUCGCUCCGAGGAGCGUCUCCGGCAAGGGCGCCCAACGUCGAGCCCACGCGCAUGGAGGAGGAGGAGAACUUAGGCACCGGUGGCUCCACCUCGGCGCCAGGUGUUGGCGGGGAGGAGACUUCUGCUUCCCAGCCUGAUCCCUUCUUGACAGAUCGGGAGGACCUGGACACCGUCAUCGGGGACGUGGCCAAGGAUGCCGCGGCGGAAGCUGAGAAGAUCGUCGCCGAGGAGGCCGGCAUGGACGCUGCCGAGGAAGCUGGCAAGGCCACCGCCGAGGGAGCCGGCAAGGCCACUGCCGAGGAGGCCGGCAAGGGACCUGCCGCGGGGGCCGGCGAGGCCGCCACCGAAGAGACUGGCAAGGGGCCCGCCGGGGAGGCCAGCGCGGCUGCCGCCGAAGAGGAGGAGGAAGUGGCAGUUGAUCGGCCUUCUUCCUCUGCUGCCCCUGGCCCUGGUAGGUAUCUAAGGGUGAGCGACGACUUGUUCGUCCACCUCCCAGGUGCGCCUAGCACCAGGGCACCCGUCGAGGGGGAGGUUUUUGACGGCGAAGUGCUUGCCGCCGUCGGGCUUGAGGUCGUCGACGAGCCAAGCGGCGAGCUGGCCAAGCGGGACGUGGAGCUCGCCAUGAAGCUGGCCGACGUCGAGAAGGCCCAGGAGGUGGCGAAGAACCUGGCUGCCGCCACUGAAGCUGCCCGGAGGCACAGAGAGGCGCUCGAUGCCGAGGCCUUGGUCUACGCCGGCAGUGUGGAGGAGCUGGAGGCGGAGCGGGAUGGGCUGAAGGACCAGGCCCUGCGGUUGGCCGAGGAGAAGGACACGCUCAACGGCGCCCUGACGGAGGAGCAAGGCGCCAUCCUCGUCAAGGCUGAGCAGCUUUCCACGGCCAACGACUCCAUCAAGGACCUGACGUCGAAGCUGGAGGCCCUUGAGGGGAUACUCUCGGAGGCCAAGGCCCGGGAAGGGACCCUGGCCAAGGCAUUGGAGACCGAGAGGCAGCUGCGGAAGGACGAGGCCGCCAUCCACAAGGACUUCAUGGAUGCCGAGGACCGCUGGAUCGGCCUCCUCGAGGACGUCGCCGACAAGAUCACCGCACAGCUGGCCACCAUGGGCAUGCCAACCGUGAGGUAUGCUCGGGAGCACAGCGGGUCCACCCGCGCCAAGCUGACUCUAUUCUUCGAGGUUGUCCUUGGUGCGUUGGAGCAACUCCAGUCGAACCGAGAAAGCACCUUGGCCGACGAGUCCCGGCACAUGUGCCUGGGCGCCAUGACCAAGGUCCUCACCAAGCUGGCCUUCCGGUACCCCGGCAUCGACUUCAACGACGCGGUGGACAGCUUGCCGGACGACGCGGUCCUCUCUGGGAUCGAGGAGCGCAUCAAGCCCGUCACCAGCCACAUCAGUGGAAUCGAGAGGGUGGAGGGCCAGCGCCGGGACUAG
This is a messenger RNA of Aegilops tauschii subsp. strangulata, 2394 nucleotides long. NCBI's taxonomy places the organism in Eukaryota, Viridiplantae, Streptophyta, Magnoliopsida, Poales, Poaceae. The record is from RefSeq and is a predicted model, not a curated record.